Molecule: messenger RNA, 355 nt
Organism: Caenorhabditis angaria
Lineage: Eukaryota; Metazoa; Nematoda; Chromadorea; Rhabditida; Rhabditidae
Source: the annotation of a GenBank genome assembly
AUGUCACAAACUGGUCCGUUUAUUCGAGUUCAAUCUGUUAGUGCACCACUUAAAGGAUCAUUUCCAUUGGAUCACGAAGGGACGUGUAAAUUGGAAAUGUUAAAGUAGGUUUUUCUUUGAAACCACGCCCGCCUUUGGGUUUUGGUGAAUCGAAAUUCUAAAAAAAACCACAUUCAACCUGUUUUUAGUCUCAAAAUGCUCCAAUUUUUGUAGCUAUAUGGUGUGCCUUCACAAAAACAAGCAACAAAAUUCGGAGUGUCGUUUGAAUGCCAAAGAAUAUUUCACGUGUAGAAUGGAUAAUGGUCUGAUGGAUCGAGAUGAGUGGAAAAAAUUGGGAUAUUCCGAGGAAAAAUAG